GGACAUGUGAGGUAUAAAACAUUGGUAUUAGAAGACUAUCUUGUGUCCGCUCCUGCUUUUCACCGCGGGGAGAACAUUGUUGGUCAUUCUGAAAAUUGCACGGUCUCGAGCAAGACAUUGUAACAGCGGGUUCUUGUAGCAUUCCUCCCCUGCAUGUGCGCUAGCUGACAGGGGUGUACCAUAAAUCUAGUCCCGUGUACAGCACCGUUAAUAUUUCUACUUGCGGACACUACACUGUCACACCAGACAGACAGACUGGCCGCGGCGACUGGGAACGUUCGAUCACAAGGUUUCCUAUCCAUCUACUAACUACACUGAUGUGGGUAUAGUAGUCUGGGUGAGUGACAAGACCAUUGAAAAGAAACAGACAAUAUGAGUAGUACCAAAAGGAAAGCAGAAGGGCACUCUAGGAACAUGGGCAAACUACGAGCCAUGAAGUCUGGAAGCUCCAGAACAGACUCAGAGAGAGACUCUGGCUUCUCAGAUGCCAGCACCAUAGACCCGACAGAUUCUGAGGGCUCAUCGCACUCGGUGUCCAAGAGAGAGGUUCAGCGCCCUGGAUCAGUUUUGGGGGCACAGUCCUCACAGCUAGCUGUGGUGGGGGGGUCCUACUCCAACAUGCCCCCCAUGAUCAUCCAGCAGCCUCAGGUGGUCUUCCUACAACCUGUGGUCUCCCACUGCACCACCUCCAACCCCAAGGAGGCCUCCUCUAAACACCGGCGCCCAAAAAAGUUUCUUCCCAUCCUCAGGUCCUACCCCAAGAUUGCCCCUCACCCUGGGGACAGCUCGAGUUCCUCUGGGAGAGGAAGCUCUUGUUCGUCGGGGUCAGAGAGAAGCGGUUUGUCCUCCAGCCACCGGGAGCGCCAUCACAGCCACAGAGACAAACAGCAGAAGCAGCAGUCUGGUAGUUCUAGCUCAGGUUCUUCUGGUUCCAGCACCCUCAGUUUCCCUCCUCCAACUAGCUCUCUGUCCCCCUCUCCCCAGCGCAGGCUCGCCCUCACCCUCUCCCUCACAGACUCCAGUGCCUGUAGCAGCCCUGCUAGACCCUCCCCCGCCGUCAGUAGAUCAGAGUACACCCCCGCCCCGUCCUUGACCGUAACUCCUUCUCACACCCUCAACUUUGGGCACCCUGAGAAACUCAAGUCCCAGCCUCUUUCCCUCCCAAAUCACGCCACCACAACUGGCGAUGGAGAUGACCACGACAUCAAGCGUAAGCGCUUCUGCAACACGUACAACAUCCUGUCCAAGUCUGGCCUGCUGGACAUCACCCUAAGAACCAAGGACCUGCUCCGUCAGAACCGCAGGACCCAGGGAGACCUGGACCGGCUCAAGGAGCACACCAACCUCUUCCUGCAGGCCCUGCAGACCGGAGACACCAGCAUCUGGCGCAAGCUGCAAACCAGCCUCCAGGAAGAAGAGAAAGAGACCGAAGAGAAAGGGAAGGGCAGUGGGCAGCAGAGCAUCUUAAAGGCAGAUACAGAUUAGACCUGGACUAAGUAAAAGCAGGGUUUCAUCUGUUAGAUUGGGACUGAGUUGAGGUGGGGGAGGCUGGGACUUGGGCUGACUGAGGAAGCUGGACCGACAGUAAUAUGAUCACACAAACAGACAGUUACUCUGACCAUGUCUCCCUGCACUGCUGCCUGGUUCAGCUACCCUAAACAAGGCCAGGCAAACUCCCUCUACACACUAGCCUGCCUGCUUUACCCUAAACCAGGCCAGGCAUAUUCCUGGUAAACACUGUAGCCUGCCUGCCUUACCCCCCAAAUCAGGCCAGGAUGGAUGGGAGGCUUCUGUAUGAUAUGAAAUCGCUCUAUUCCCUAUAUAGUGCACUACCUUGACUCUAUAUAGUGCACUACUUUGAUCCUAUGUAUAGCGUAUGGGGAAUAGGGUGGUGGACAUUGCAUUCUCUCUUUUCUGUUGUACCCAGCCUGGCUCGCCUUCUUCCUGUCAAACCACCUUCCUGCUUCUUAGAAGAAGUCUUGUUGUGCUCUGAGUAUCUCUGAGAUAAGCCCUAGGGGACUUUUUUACUGGAAGCUGAAAUUGCCCACCACUUGACACUUAUAGCCGUCAUCGUGAUGAGUAAAAUAGGCCUAUAUUGAAGAAGGCUUGCAUGGUAUAGUUAGUAAGAGUGCUGGGUACCUGAAUUAAACCCAACAAAACCACACGUUUUUCAUGAAAAUAUAUGGUGUUAAUUUAGGCUCAAACAAAUAUGUUUAGUGAUAUGUUUUACAAUACCCACUGGGCACACACUGGUUGAAUCAAGGUUGUUUAAAUUACGUGGAACCAAUGUGGAGUAGGCGUUGAAUUGACGUCUGUGCCCAGUGUGUAGCCACUUAUACAGUAGGUUUCCACUGGAGCACGUGUAAGGGGAAUGGAAAGCAAGCAGCACAGAAUUAUUUUUUUCCCUCGUGAAUUCAUGGACUAAAGACAGUGAUUUACAUAGACUCCUUUAGGACUCUAGUGAGGAUACUGUUCAUCAAAGCAUUUUUUUUAUACAACAAAGACUAAUGAAAGUCCCUCAAAUGGAAAUGCUUUAUCCAAAAGCAGAAUUUUAUUUAAAACAUUUUAUUGUAUUUGCAUUCAAAUAAUUAGCAGGUAGUUCCAAAGGAAUUUCUAUGGAGCGUUGCUUCUUUUCUCCAAGGCAGAAAUGAAGAUUAAUUUGAGAACAUCGAACCUGCAUAGCUUAUUUUUUUUGCAAAAGGGAUGUUUUUUAUUGAUAGUUUCAAUCGCUGUCCUUUUAGUCGAUGUUCAUUUAAGUAUAAAUAUAAGCGUGUUUACUGUGCUGAACCAAGCGCUUAUAACAUAUACUUCUCUUCAUAAAAUGAAUGCCUUGAAAUAAAUAUAAAAUGGUGUGGGAAGUUACUCCCAAGUAAGACUACGUUGGCACUACGUUGGCACUACUUAUCAUAAGAUUAAGUUAUUUUUUUAUCUGUUGUUAUUUGUGUUUUGUAAUAGAUACACCAACAUACAGUAUCUCUCUCCAAUGUUUGGUCAUUCAUGGCCUUAUUUAGACAAUUGAUUAUGUGGUGUCAAGGACAAAAACAAAUUAGUUCUCUAUACGAUGAUAGACUCUCAGACACACCUUAGUGCCACAUCUUGACAUUUUGUCCUGCAAAGCAUCUUUAAUGGUUUGUGUGCCUCAGAGUUGUUACAGAUACAACGAAUGUGAUAUCAUUUGCUAAUUUGCUAGAUGUUAUCUUGUGUAAAUACUAGUAAUAGGCCUCAGGUCAGCCAUUUUAAAAUGUGAGCUUCCUGAAUUUGUCAUCUUUAAGAACUGAAUAAGACAUGUGUUUGCUUGUUACCACCGUUUGAAUAGGUGAAAAGUGUAAAUGUUUGCUAUUGUUGAUUGGAUACAUAUAUUGAAACUUGACUCAAAUUGGGAGUCUUGUAUUUAAAUGUUGGCAGCUUUUUUUGUAUUAUUUUACUCUGCCUUCUUAUCGCAAAGACAUCAAUUAAUUGUGAUUGUAUUUCUCAAUGUUUCAGUAGCACAUUGGUAAUAGCUUGUGAUUGAUGACAAAUGGUUCAUAGCCCAAUGUUUUUCUAUUACUAUUCUUCUUUAAAUUAUACAGUACCAGUCAAAAGUUUGGACACACCUACUCAUUCAAGGGUUUUUCUCUAUUUGACUAUUUUCUACAUUGUAGAAUAAUAGUGAAGACAUUACAACUAUGAAAUAACACAUUCAAUCAUGUAGUAACCAAAAAAGUGUUAAACAACAAAAAUAUUUUAUAUUUGAGAUUCGUUAAAGUAGCCACACUUUGCCUUGAUAACAGCUUUUUACAGUCUUGGCAUUCUCUCAACCAGCUUCAUGAGGUAGUCACCUGGAAUGAAUUUCAAUGAACAGGUGUGCCUUGUUAAAAGUUCAUUUGUAGAAUUUCUUUCCUUUUUAAUGUAUUUGAGCCAAUCAGUUUGUUUUGUGACAUGGUAUCGGUGUUAUACAGAAGAUAUUUGGUAAAAGACCAAGUCCAUAUUAUGGUAAGCAAAGAGAGUUCAUUAGAGUUACCAAUCUCAGAAAUUGCAGCCUAAAUAAAUGCUUCACAGAGUUCAAGUAACAGACACAUCUCAACAUCAACUGUUCAGAGGAGACUGUGUGACUCAGGCCUUCAUAGUUUAAUUGCUGCAAAGAAACCACUACUAAAGGACACCAAUAAUAAUGAGACUUGCUUGGGCCAAGAAACACCAGCAAUGGACAUUGGACCGGUGGAAAUCUGUCCUUUGGUCGGAUGAGUCCAAAUUUGAGAUUUUUGUUUCCUACCGCCGUGCCUUUGUGAGACCCAGAUAGGUGACCAGAUUAUUUCUGCAUGUGUGGUUCCCACCGUGAAGCAUGGAGGAGGUGUGAUGGUGUGGGGGUGCUUUGCUGGUGACACUUGAUUUAUUUAGAAUUCAAGGCACACUCAACCAGCAUGGCUACCACAGAAUGUUGCAGCGAUACGCCAUCCCAUCUGGUUUGAGCUUAGUGGGAUUUGAUUUUCAACAGGACAAUGACUCAACACACCUCCAGGCUGUGUAAGGGCUAUUUGACCAAGAAGGAGAGUUAUGGAGUGCUGCAUCAGAUGACCUGGCCUCCACAAUCACCCAACCUCAACCCAAUUGAGAUGGUUUGGGAUGAGUUGAACCGCAGUGAAGGCAAAGCAGCCAACAAGUGCUCAGCAUAUGUGGGAACUCCUUCAAGACUGUUGGAAAAGCAUUCCUCAUGAAGCUGGUUGAGAGAAUGCCAAGAGAGCAAAGCUGUCAUCAAGGCAAAGGUUGGCUACUUUGAAGAAUCUAAAAUAUAUUUAGAUUUGUUUAACACUUUUUUGGUUACUACAUGAUUCCAUGUGUGUUCUUUCAUAGUUUUGAUGUCUUGACUAUUUUCUACAUUUUCUAGUGAAGAUAAAGAAAAAACCCUUGAAUGAGUGGCUGUGUCCAAACUUAUAACUGGUACUAUACAUUUUCUAAAAGGAUGGACCUUGAAAACACUCUUUUUGCAGCUAAACAAAUCAGAGCAUCCUUCAGUUUGAACGAUGAUCAGUAAAUGCAUUAUCUGUGUUUGUGUUGCUGAAGAUAACAUUUUUGUACUUUUUUUAAGAUACAUUGCUUGCUUAAUAAACUUUAUUUCAAGGAACAUGA
Oncorhynchus kisutch (coho salmon) is the source of this 5106-nucleotide messenger RNA. RefSeq names its product CLOCK-interacting pacemaker. The transcript has 3 exons. Gene Ontology annotation, cellular component: nucleus. Gene Ontology annotation, biological process: negative regulation of DNA-templated transcription; negative regulation of circadian rhythm. The coding region runs from base 373 to 1485 and encodes 370 amino acids. Lineage: Eukaryota; Metazoa; Chordata; Actinopteri; Salmoniformes; Salmonidae. The record is from RefSeq and is a predicted model, not a curated record.